ACCCCAAAUCGCUGCUAAACCAGUGGCCCAGUCAACACCCGAGAAUGAAAGUAAACCUGUCACUGUCAGAAGAUCACUUGGGAAAACUUUUGAAACCACAGUUCCAUUAUUGCAAGGAGAAGUUGAGGUGCAUUUCUUUUUAACUAACUCCAUAUUGACUUGCCAGAUCCGACGAGAAUGAGAUAUCUAUAUCCUAUCCAAGUGGAAAGCGGACAGCGCUGGUAAUGAAUGAUGCUCACAAGAAAAUGUGUAAAGCUAUUUUCAAGUCGGACAAUGUUGAAAAAACUGUGCUUGAUGUGCUUGCCACCUCAAACCCUGAUGAUGUGGUUAUGGCAGCUACCAAGAUUGUUCAGGCAGAAACCAAAGCAAUUUGCAAAAGAAAUUCAGGCUCCCUGUUACUGAAGAAGGAUCAUGACAGUAUGAUGACCUUUACAUGGAACAAAUUUCAUAAGGAUUUGGAAGUGCGUGCUCCUAACCUGUUGAGGGUAAUCAGUGCAGUUGUCAGUGAUGUUCCAGUGGCACCAUCAGAGAAAAAGUUUAUGAAUAUCUUGCACACAAUUGCAACAGGAUGUCAUGGCCGUAGCCAAGAAAUGUCUGGGCUGCACUAUUGUAUUGCUUUUUUGCUUGUUCAUGGUGGAUGCACUCAAAGGGAUAUUCAAAGACUUGCUAAAAUUGGACUUUGUGUAAGCCCUGGAUCUGUGCACAACAAGUUGGCAUCCUGGAUUGACAAACUGGAUGAAGAUGUUAUUCAGUUGAAGAAAGAUUGGUCAGAAGGAGGACAUGUGAAGUAUCAGUUGGUCGGAGACAACUGGGACAAAAACAUUCUCCCAGCUUUCAGGACAUCACAACAGAAAACUUUGUCAUUACACCUGUUCAAUGUUGUUGUGGUUGUGGAUAGGAUAAUUCCAACUGCCAGAGGUGUGGAAAAUAGUGAUGAACUGAAAACUGACAUUAAAUUGGAGACAUUCAUACCAUCCAUUGAGGAACAAACUAUUCUGAUGGAUGAACUUGUCUUCCACUUUGCUACUUCAGUGAUCAAGGGAGUUCCUCAGAUGAAAGCAGAAUUUGCCAAUAUUUAUCCUGCUCAUCUGACUCAUCCAUACAGUGCACAAGCAGGUGAAAAAACAAAACAGUAUCCAUUAGGAGUAUUCGAUACAAAUGAGACAAAGACAGCCGAUAUGAUUCAGCUACUUCGGGAUUUGCAGUCCAAAUAUGUUCCAUUACAAGAUGAUCACAUAGUGGAAUCAGUGUUUUUUGGUGGUGACAGACUAACAGAUGAACGUGUACAAUGUGCACAGCAGUCAGUUCUCAAUGGAGAGACAGCAGAGUCCAGACUUGAAGGAUUUAUCUCUAAAAUUGAAGACUUUCAUCGUCUAAUGAAUUUCUUGGAGGCUAUCUGCAGGCUCACCUACAGCACAGAUUCUGGAGGAGACAGAGGAACUGCAUGCUAUUUUAGAAAUCUAUUGGAUGCCAGGAAUGUCAAAGGAGAUGUGAAAAAUGCGUAUCGCCCAUACAAACUUCUGUAUUACACAAUUUUAGAUGCUAUGUGCAUUGUUCUGUUUUUCAAGAAAUUCAACAGAAAUGCUGAUGAGGAAAUUCCAUUGCCUAUUGACUUUGAAAAGUUUUCAUCAAAUGACAAGAUCUCUUGGUUAAAUGGAAUCAGUCGUGAAAUUUUACAGGAGUAUUUUUUUGAAUCACAAAAUGACAUCAUGCAUGAUCUCCGAGAAAUCAUAACUGACAUUAGCCAUCCAGAAAACUAUUACCUAUCCAAUCUUGAGAAUGACAGAGUCCAGUGUCACUUUUGUCCCAAAUCAUAUGCAUAUGUUGGGUCCCUGAAAGCACAUGAAGAGAAGGUGCAUGGUGCCAAAACCCCAAUAUCGAAACCUUCAAAUGAAAAAGUGAAAGACGAAUUGGGAGAUCAUUGUCGACUUUUAUUCAAACUUGCAUUACUGCACAAGAACUUGGAUUCAGCAGUUGAUAUGGCCGAUGGACACCGUAGUGUACGAUCAGCGAAAUAUGAACUUCCAAUUUAUGUUAAAACGAACAAAACUAAAUAUGCUAUUGGAUCUAUCCACCUUGUUUCUUUAACAGAGGGUGUUCUGAAUGGGGAGCAGAAGGAACGGUUAAUUGCUAAUAGAUGUGUUAAUUUACAAGGGGGAAAGAAUAACAACAUGGCCCUUGACGAAUAUGUGGAGCUACUCAACAGAGAUAGCAAAGUUGUUUGUUCAGGUUUCCAAACAAAAGAAAGCAUUCUGCGACAUUCCAAGGAGUUUCCUCAUAUUGUCAACUUUGUAAAACACUUUGAUUCUGUUUGUAAUGUUACAACAAGAAAAGGAUUUCAUCACCUCCCAUCUUAUGCUGAAGAUGUUCAGAAAAUUGUAACUCAAUUGUUUGAUAUUGAUGCAUUUACAUUUGUGGAAGGUCGAAAGCUAAAAUGCAAAUCUCUGUGUACAAACAAAAACAUUUUCAAUGAUUGUUUUAAAGGGUUUGCCACUCUUGUCCAUAGACACAAGCCUCUGGUUGCUUUUCACCGUCUUGGAAACAAGCACAUAUAG
Molecule: messenger RNA, 2555 nt
Organism: Ostrea edulis (European flat oyster)
Lineage: Eukaryota; Metazoa; Mollusca; Bivalvia; Ostreida; Ostreidae
Exons: 8
Coding region: 225-2555 (776 amino acids)
Source: RefSeq, a predicted model, not a curated record